UCGCAAAGCAUCUACUUGCACUCGAACAACUUCAGAUCUUCACUUCAAUAUCACACCCUCAAACCAUCAUGUCGAAGCUCGUCGUCGUCGUUGGCGCCACCGGCACCCAGGGAGGCUCAGUGGUUGACGCCCUGCUCGCCGACCCUUCGAGUUACCGCGUCCGCGGCAUAACCCGCAACCCGCAAAGCGACAACGCCAAAGCCCUCGCAGCAAAGGGCGCUGAAAUCGUCACCGCCGACUUGAACGACGAAUCCAGCCUCGUCGCAGCCUUCGCGGGAGCGCACGUCAUCUUCGCCGUGACGGAUUUCUUCGAGCCCGCGAUGAAGGCAGGCAUUGAAGAGGGGAAGAAGGUCGAGUUCGCGCAAGCGACGAAUAUGAUCAAGGCGGCGAAGAAGACGCCAACUCUCGAGCAGUAUAUCUGGAGCACGCUGCCGAAUGCGAAUGCGCUGUCAAGGGGGAAAUACAGCGUGCCGUUUUUCGAUAACAAGUCGGCGGUCGAUGACUAUAUCCGGCGGGAUGAGGAGUUUCUGGCCAAGACGACUUUCCUCUACCUCACGUAUUUCUCGACGAACGUCUUCUAUCCGGUGUUUUUGCCGAUUCAUGUGAAAUCCGCCAACAAAUACAUCCAAACCCUCCCCGCGCCCCCCGACACCCCAAUCUCCUCGCUCAGUAACGCGCGCCACAACGUCGGCGUGUUUGUCAGGGGACUCAUCAAGAACCGACCAGCCGGCGGAAGCUACGUCUUCGGUAGUGUCGAGGACACGACGCUGCAGGAGUACCUCGCGACAUGGGGCAAAGCCACCGGGAUCUCGGCCGCCGAGGGUUCUACGGAGGUUGUGCAGAUUUCGCUAGAUAAGUACAAGACUAUCUGGCCUGGGUAUGGAGAUCUCAUGGGUGAGAUGAUUGCGUUUUGGGGCGAGUUGCGAGAAAGGAGCUGGGAAACACCGCUUGGGAAGAGGCCUGUUAAGGUGCAGGAUUUCCUUGGCGAGGAGGAGAAGAAGGAGGUUGUAAGCACCUUUGAUGCUUUUGCAGCUGCAAAAGAGGCUUUCAAGAGUGCGCUCUAGAAGACACCCGGGACGAUAGAUGGGGGCUGAGGUCCUAGUGGAGGAGUCAAGUGGAGGAAUCGGAG
Molecule: messenger RNA, 1129 nt
Organism: Aspergillus calidoustus
Lineage: Eukaryota; Fungi; Ascomycota; Eurotiomycetes; Eurotiales; Aspergillaceae
Source: the annotation of a GenBank genome assembly